CGUCAGUCAAAGUCUCGGAUCGCGGGCGGAUUUCCUCCAUUCUACGUACAUACAUUGUAGAAGACUGAGUAGGGCGGCCUCUCUCGACUGGCUCAAAGAAUAUGGCCUCGUCUUCCAGCUUGCAGUCGUCUCUCAGGACAAGCUUGCGAACGAUCUUUGCUCAAAGCCGACCCGUAUGUUUGCACAGGCAGAGACUAUCUAGGCCCGCCGUCAGCAGCAGGAGGGCCAUAAGCAGUUAUGGCUACACGCAGGCAAAGGCGCUCGUCUAUUCCAAAUAUGGCGAACCGCAAGAUGUGCUCUCCUUGCACGGCCACUCGAUAUCUCCCGCGGCCGGAACAAGCGUAGUGCUGCGCAUGCUCGUCGCGCCGAUCAACCCGGCCGACGUGAACCAGAUUCAAGGUGUCUAUCCUGCGAAGCCGGAAAUGACUAUUGCAUUGGGGACAAAGGAACCAGCCGCAGUAGGUGGUAACGAAGGGGUGGCAGAAGUCAUCAGCACCGGCUCGGGAGUCAAGAACCUGAAGCGAGGUGACUGGGUCAUUAUGAAGAGUACCGGGAUGGGCACAUGGCGGACACACAUGGCAGUUGAUGAAAGUCAGUUGUUGAAGAUUGACAACAAAGAAGGCUUGACGCCAUUGCAAGUCGGCACCGUGUCCGUCAACCCUUGCACGGCGUAUCGUAUGCUCCUCGAUUUCGCCCAGUGGGGGUUCCGUGGGGACGAAUGGUUCAUCCAGAACGGAGCCAAUAGUGGCGUUGGUCGAGCAGCCAUCCAACUAGGGAGAGAAUGGGGCAUCAAGAGUAUCAAUGUCAUUCGAGGCCGGGAGAACAAGGAGGAAGAACAGAAACUUCGUCAAGGUCUGCUGGAUAUUGGUGCGACCAAAGUCAUCACCGAGGAGGAACUCAUGGGGCGAGAGAUCAAAGAUCAAAUCAAGGAAUGGACACACGGUGGCCGCGAGCAGAUUAAGGUCGGCCUGAACUGCGUCGGAGGAAAGAAUGCCACGGCAUUGGCCAAGUUCUUGAGUCCAGGCGCGACAAUGGUCACCUAUGGCGCAAUGAGCAAACAGCCGUUGUCACUGCCGGCUUCGCUGCUGAUCUUCAAGGAUAUCAGGUUUAAUGGCUUUUGGGUGAGCAAGUGGAGCGACCGACAUCCUGAUCAAAAGAAGCAGACUGUUGAUGAUGUGCUUCGCAUGACGAGAGAGGGCAAGUUUAAGGACAUCCCAGUGCAGGAAUGCCGGUGGGGCUGGAAGACGGAUCUCGACACUUUGAAGAGCGCCGUCCAGGGUACGUUGGGAGGCUUCAGGCCUGGAAAAGGGGUGUUUGUGUUCGAAGAGACUUGAAGCGCUCAAAAGUACAGUAUUUGCUCUUUGGAUCUACAGGUAAAUUAGACAUCAACACGAUCUUGCCUCGAGUGAAAUGACUUGUCAGGGUGGUCUUGUAUAUGAAGAAGCAUAAUGAUACUAUACCUGUCGUAUUUCUGUGUCUAGUUGCACCCUGGUGAAAGCCGGGAGGAUUUCCUAUGUCGAUGCUCCACCUCCGCUGUACUCAUUCGAGUAUCGCUGACUAAUCGGGCAAGCCGGCGAGGCUCCAGAUUCUUGGCCAAUGAAAUACAGUUCAAUGCA
This is a messenger RNA of Exophiala dermatitidis NIH/UT8656, 1616 nucleotides long. RefSeq names its product mitochondrial trans-2-enoyl-CoA reductase. Gene Ontology annotation, biological process: fatty acid metabolic process. Gene Ontology annotation, molecular function: trans-2-enoyl-CoA reductase (NADPH) activity. Gene Ontology annotation, cellular component: mitochondrion. NCBI's taxonomy places the organism in Eukaryota, Fungi, Ascomycota, Eurotiomycetes, Chaetothyriales, Herpotrichiellaceae. The record is from RefSeq and is a predicted model, not a curated record. The transcript has a single exon. Bases 102 to 1334 code for a protein of 410 amino acids.